Molecule: messenger RNA, 294 nt
Organism: Plasmopara halstedii
Lineage: Eukaryota; Oomycota; Peronosporomycetes; Peronosporales; Peronosporaceae
Exons: 2
Coding region: 1-294 (97 amino acids)
Source: RefSeq, a predicted model, not a curated record
AUGAUCGUCGUGUUCGGCAGUUCGAACGCGUUCGGACGUGACGUGAGCGAGAUGGAAAUGAUGGUUCUGGCCGGCACAGUCUUUGUUAUCUCCGUUCUUCUUGUUCUUGUCUACAAGCUGGCGCGUGGAUGGGACGAUCUCGAUAAAGAUGAUUUUGGCGCCAGCAUGCUACCACUACUUGCGCCGCGUGCCACAAAUCGCUGGGUUAACAGCCGUAAGACGCAUUUUGGGCGCCUUGGCACCAUACCAGAAAAUGAAGUCUUUUCUUUUAGCUUAAAGAAGCGACAGACAUAA